Ochotona princeps (American pika) is the source of this 2889-nucleotide messenger RNA. RefSeq names its product reticulon 4 receptor like 1 (gene RTN4RL1). Gene Ontology annotation, molecular function: protein binding. The coding region runs from base 533 to 1849 and encodes 438 amino acids. Gene Ontology annotation, cellular component: plasma membrane. Lineage: Eukaryota; Metazoa; Chordata; Mammalia; Lagomorpha; Ochotonidae. The transcript has 2 exons. The record is from RefSeq and is a predicted model, not a curated record.
AGCUAGCGAGCGAGGGAGGGAAGGAGGAGGAGAGGUGGGGGAAGCCGGGGGGAGGAAGGGAGGCGCCCCGCUCCGCCGUUCGCUUGGUCCUGCAAACGCGCGCUGGGCGCUUUCCUCGGAGCUCGGCGGUGCGCGCGAGCGCCCUUUUGCAGCAACCGCGGCGGCGGCUGCCCGAGGGGGCGAAGAAGAGGGGGCUGUGACCGGCGGGCCAGGGGGCCGCGCCCCCCCCCCUCAAAACCGCCUGCAAAGUGCUCGGGGUGGUAAAAGCAGGCCUCCGGCUGCGCGAAACGAACCGCUCGCCCCGGGGCUGCCGGGCAGCGCCGCGGCUGCGGGCGGGCGCCGGUGUCCUCGGCGCGGGGCUUGGGCUCACCAUGCCCCUGCGGGGCCGGGCCGCCGGGCACAAGCGGAUCCCGGGUUUGCCCCCGCCUCGACGCGCUCGGAUUAACUGCAACUGGCGCCUAGGGAUUUGAAUCUGGACCUCGGAAGGGAAGCGCACCUAGGCCGACCUCGGAGCGGCGGCCCCGCGGCCAACAUGCUUCGCAAAGGAUGCUGUGUGGAGCUGUCCCUGCUGCUGCUGCUGCUGCUUGCCUGGAAGUUGCCGCUGGGCGGCGGCUGCCCGCGGGACUGUGUAUGCUACCCGGCGCCCAUGACGGUCAGCUGCCAGGCACACAAUUUCGCCACCAUCCCGGAAGGCAUCCCUGAAGACAGCGAGCGCAUCUUCCUGCAGAACAACCGCAUCAGCCUCCUGCAGCCAGGCCACUUCAGCCCUGCCAUGGUCACCCUGUGGAUCUACUCCAAUAACCUCACCUUCAUCGACCCCGGCACCUUCGAGGGCUUCGCACACCUGGAGGAGCUGGAUCUUGGGGACAAUAGGCAGCUGAGGACGCUGGCGCCUGAGACCUUCCAGGGCCUGGUGAGGCUCCACGCCCUCUACCUCUACAAGUGUGGGCUCAGCGCGUUGCCGGCGGGCAUCUUCAGCGGCCUGCACAGCCUGCAGUAUCUCUACCUGCAGGACAAUCACAUCGAGUACCUCCAGGACGAUAUCUUUGUGGACCUGGUCAAUCUCAGCCACCUGUUCCUCCAUGGCAACAAGUUGUGGAGCUUGGGUCAGGACACCUUCCGGGGGCUGGUCAACCUGGACCGCCUGUUGUUGCACGAGAACCAGCUGCGCUGGGUACACCGCCGGGCUUUCCACGACCUGCACAGGCUAACCACGCUCUUCCUCUUCAAUAACAGCCUCACGGAGCUGCAGGGCGAUUGCCUGGCCCCGCUGGUCGCCCUGGAGUUCCUCCGCCUCAAUGGCAAUGCCUGGGACUGCGGCUGCGGGGCGCGCUCCCUGUGGGAGUGGCUGCGCAGGUUCCGCGGCUCCAGCUCCGCCGUCCCCUGCGCUGCGCCCGAGCUGCAGCAAGGCCGGGACUUGAAGCUGCUAAGGGCUGACGACUUCAGGAACUGCACGGGGCCGCCGGCGUCCCCCCACCAGAUCAAGUCGCACACGCUCACCACCACCGACAGGGCCGCCCGCAAGGAGCACCACCCGCCGUCCCAUGGCCCCGCCAGAGACAAGGGCCAUAAGAAGUCCGGCAAGAACUGCACCAGCCACCGGAAUCGCAACCAGAUCUCCAAGGCCGGCGCUGGGAAGCAGGUGCAAGAACUGCCGGACUACAUCCCUGACUACCAGCAUAAGUUCAGCUUUGACAUCUUGCCCACAGCUCGGCCCAAAAGGAAGGGCAAGUGUGCCCGGAGGACCCAUAUCCGCGUCCCCAGCGGGGUGCAGCAGGCCUCCGCAGGCAGCUUCCUGCAGGCCUCACUCCUGGCCUGGAUACUGGGGUUGGCAGUCACUCUCCGCUGAGGACUCAGGCUGCCGGCUCCUGCACUGCCACGUGUCCAUCGAGGAACACAAUUUCUUUUCUUUUCUUUACGAGGAGGAGCAGCUGCUGAGGAGCAGGAACAGGCCAACAGAGCCCAUGGGCUGCCGGCUGGACCCUACCCCGUGGAUGAUAAACCCAAAAUGUACAGCCCCACGUGGGAGGGGAUCGGCAUGUCCCACCCAGCUGCCCCCAGCCAGCCAAUCACCCACGGACAGCGUCCGCUCCAGCAAGGUGGGCAGAGGUGCACGUGGUGGACCCUUCAUUAGCAACACCAGGACUAAUGGCCUGCAUAGGACUUGGGCUCUUGCGAGCGGGACGCUGACCCUCGGGAGAGAUCUGAAGAGCCCACUGUUCCCAAAGGAAGCCAAGCUUGGAAGAGGCUGGGCCAACCAGCAGCCUGGGUGUAACGGAACCCUCCUGCCCUUGCUCAAGGCCAUUUGGUCGGCCUGCCCUGGACCAAUCCAAUCCCACUCCACCUUGGGUCCUUCCCUGGGCAGGGGUGGGGGGAGUAACACCUUUCACUGCUGGUGUCUCAGGCAACCCUGACAGACCCGGGCCCCACGGCUGGGGUCCAAGAACCAAUUACCAAAGGAAAGACCAUGUGAGGCUGAAAAUUAGCACUUCCACCCCACGCGAUGGGUGAGGUUCUCACAGAAGGUGCAGUUUUCUAACUAUGUCCACUUAUAUAUAUAUAUAUAUACACACACACACUCACACAUAUAUAUGUAUACACACACGUGCACAGCUCCGCCUGCCACCCCGUCUCCAACUGUACAUCUCAUUGUGUUGAUUAACUAUACAGAAUACUAUAUCUGCCCAACUAAGGAUCAUACUGGAGACUUCUAGAAAGAGUGACUUGUAGUUGCAUUUUUGUCCCAAAUGUCAACCUGCCAAGAUCAGUCCAUGGACUAGCUGGACUUGGGCCCUGGGGCCUGAUAUCAGUGGGGAGGGUGGGAGAGAAGGGAAGGCAGCAAGAAUCAUUCCAGGGGACCAAUAUUCUUAGCUAUUUAGAGUAUCACCU